AUGAUGUUGAACGUACCGGGUAUUCCUGACAAUGUCAAGGUAAUGUACACGGAGAUCACCAAACGUUGUAAUUGGACCACACAACACCGAAUCCCUUUAACAAUUGAGACGAUUGAGGAAUUUGUGGAACUCGAAGGUGUUACAGUGACAACUGUGAAAUCCUUUGAGUUGAUUUUCCACGUCCUUUACGACUGGAAAAAAUUGUACAAUACGUUUAUCUUGUUUAAGUUAUGGACUUUAUCAACAAGGGACGUGGCCUUAGAAACUAUAAGGAAUGGACAGAUUUUACUUGGUCUGUCUCUGAGUGCACAUUAA
Messenger RNA from Mucor mucedo, 315 nucleotides. RefSeq lists its product as uncharacterized. NCBI's taxonomy places the organism in Eukaryota, Fungi, Mucoromycota, Mucoromycetes, Mucorales, Mucoraceae. The record is from RefSeq and is a predicted model, not a curated record. Bases 1 to 315 code for a protein of 104 amino acids. The transcript is spliced from 2 exons.